AUGGAGAUUUUUGACCCUCGCUGCUUCCCGUCCCCCCCCCCCGGGCUCCUCCGGGCCGGCAGGGGGCGCUCGAGCUUCCUGCUGCGCACCGAGACUCGUGUCCGUGUUUACAAGCGGAGCGUGACGUCCAGGACCCAGCAGAACCCGCUGGUUCGGAGAAUCAUGUCCCGGCUGGAGAGUCUGAAGGUGUUCCUGCAGGACCGACUGACGGCGGCCGCAGAGGAGAUCCUCGGCGCGGUGGAGAGCCUCCUGGCCGAGUACCGGGACGAGCUGCUCCGCUCCGCCGAGCUGGAGAUCAGCCGGCGGCUGCAGCUGCGGCUCCGAGCAGAGCCCGGAGCGGACCGCUGUGGAGGAGCCCCGGUUCUGCAGGACCUCCAGCACCUCCAGCCUCCUGCUCCGGCUGCUGCCCCGGAGGAGGCGCCGUGUGAGGAGCAGCAGGACGGAGGCAGCAGCAGCGCGGAGCCGCCGGAGGCCUCCCAGGUGAAGAAGGAGCAGCAGAGGAGCAGCAGGGAGUUCUGGAUGAACCCCGACACCGAGCAGCUCCAGGUUCUGGACUCGGACAUAAAGAGCUUCAUGUCUCCUGCGUCCAGCCUGAAGAACCUGCAGGAGGCCUCCAGCCUCCAGAACCUUCAGAACUUCCAGCUGAGCCACAGCGGGGACGAGGCCAGAGAGAAACCCUACAGCUGCUCGGUGUGCGAAAAACGCUUCAGCAACUGCUCUCACCUGGCCGCGCACAUCAGGACGCACACAGGUGAGCGUCCGUACAGGUGUGACAUCUGUAGGAAGAGCUUCAUCACCACCAGCGCCCUGAACAGACACCAGACCAUCCACACCGAGGGGAAGCACUUCGCCUGCAGCUGCUGCGGGAAGACCUUCAAGUGGAUGGAGAGUCUGGGAAGACACAUGAGGAGCGUGCACAAGAGCGACAACGUGCACGUGUGACUGUGGCGGGAUCACACGUCCUCCUCAGCCUUUACAACACGUGGACUUCAAACACAUGAAUAAAGACACAAGCUGCUGUAAAAUCCCCUGAAGGCAGCAGCUGAAGGGUUUGUGGCUCAGAGCUCCGUGUGAGUCCAGAGUCCAGAUGAAACCCAGUCAGAACCAGAAAGAAUGUACAAUAUGAUGUUAAAUGUGUCCGGACCUGAUAAACUGUAAGAACUUUUUAUAAACCAACGGUGGUGCAUUUGUUCUCAGAAUAAAAUCUGAAAUCUUCCAG
Messenger RNA from Stegastes partitus (bicolor damselfish), 1219 nucleotides. RefSeq names its product zinc finger protein 13-like. The record is from RefSeq and is a predicted model, not a curated record. The transcript is spliced from 2 exons. Bases 1 to 942 code for a protein of 313 amino acids. Gene Ontology annotation, biological process: regulation of transcription by RNA polymerase II. NCBI's taxonomy places the organism in Eukaryota, Metazoa, Chordata, Actinopteri, Pomacentridae. Gene Ontology annotation, molecular function: DNA-binding transcription factor activity, RNA polymerase II-specific; RNA polymerase II cis-regulatory region sequence-specific DNA binding.